AUUACAAUACAUGGAUUUUUACCCUUAACGUUUUCAAGUUGAGGAAAUGAGGCAAAAUUUAACGUCGGAACGUCACGUGUAGCAUGUGCACCGUUGACCUCCGUCAAGUAUGCGCAUGUCAGCGCCAACUCAGAAUUUUUGACAACCUGGCAUGCCAACUUGGAACCCCACGAGCGGAAAGUCUAUUUGCUGCCAAUUUUUUUGUGGGCCCCACCGCUAACUAAAGAUUUGUAAAAAAAAAGGUUAAAUCCUAGAUUCAGUCCUUUAACUUUCAAUUUUCCUAGAACUUCAAAAUAUUGUGACUUGGCACCAAAAAUAUAAUUUAAUAAAUAAAAAUUUCUUUUUUUUCUCCUUUUCUUUCCUUUUCUCCUUCCCCUCCCUACUGGGUUCAAAGGAACCCAGCACCAGCGCGCGGAUCCUCCAAUUUUACCAUUUUUCAAAAAUCAACUUUCCACGGGAAACAUGUUUGCACUCAAGCCACUCUCUCCAUUUAAGUCAACCUUUUUCGGCAAUCCACUCCGGCGAGCUCCGGCCGUAAAUGGGGUUUCCCGGUUGUCCCGGAUGUCCCGCUCGGGGUGGUACUCGGCGUCCUGCCUUACCGUUCGGGCCGUGAUCAGUAGUGAAGACAAGGCGGUGGAGGGAGCUGGCAAGUUAGUGGAGGGUAAGGACGUGAAUGGGUCCAUGGCAUCCGGUUCUCAGGCGAAAGACGGGAUUGAAGUGCGGGCGGUGGUGACAAUAAGGAAGAAGAUGAAGGAGAAGAUCACGGAAAAGAUUGAGCAUCAAUGGGAACUUCUAAUGAGUGGGUUUGGUCAGAAAAUACUGAUUCAGCUCAUCAGUGAAGAGAUUGAUCCCGUUACCAACUCAGGGAAGAGUGUGGAGUCAUUUGUGAGGGGAUGGGUGCCAAAGCCUUCGGAGCAUUCACACAUUAUUGAAUAUACAGCUGAUUUCACUGUACCAUCUGACUUUGGUAACCCUGGAGCUGUUCUCAUUACCAACUUUCAAGGCAAAGAAUUCUACUUGGUGGAAAUUGUCAUUCAUGGGUUCGAUGGAGGACCUCUGUUCUUCCCUGCGAAUACAUGGAUUCAUUCUCGGAAUGAUAAUCCUGAAAGCAGAAUUAUCUUCAGAAAUCAAACAUAUUUACCAUCACAAACACCAGCUGGUAUCAAAGAUCUAAGACGGGAAGACAUACUAAGCAUUCGUGGUAAUGGAAAGGGUGAAAGGAAGCAUCAUGACAGGAUUUAUGACUAUGAUGUUUAUAAUGACUUGGGUAAUCCUGAUAAAGAUCAAGACCUUGCUAGGCCAGUCCUUGGUGGUGAUGAAAGGCCUUAUCCCAGGCGUUGUAGAACAGGUCGUCGUCCAACCAAGACUGAUCCACUUUCUGAAAGUAGAAUUGAAAAGCCCCAUCCAGUGUAUGUACCUCGGGAUGAGACGUUUGAGGAGAUAAAGCAGAACACUUUCUCAGCUGGGAGGAUGAAAGCGCUUCUGCAUAAUCUUAUACCGUUAAUUGCCGCUACAUUGUCAAGUUCAGAUAUUCCAUUUAUGUGUUUUUCUGACAUUGACAAACUAUAUAAUGAGGGGGUUGUCUUGAAGGAUGAUGAGAAUAAUGAAAUUGGAAAUCUGUUGGAAAAUAUGAUGAAACAAGUAACCGGUGUUGGCCCGCGAUUGCUGAAGUAUGACAUACCUGCUGUUGUAAAAAGGGACAGAUUUGCAUGGCUGCGAGACAAUGAGUUUGGUCGCCAAGUUUUAGCUGGGGUCAACCCUGUUAAUAUUGAGAUUUUGAAGGAAUUUCCAAUUGUUAGCAAACUAGAUCCUGGAAUUUAUGGUCCUCCUGAAUCAGCAAUCACAAAGGAACUGAUACAGCAAGAACUUCCUGAAAUGAGUGUGGAAAGGGCUAUUGAGGAAAUGAGAUUGUUUAUGCUCGAUUACCACGACAUGCUUUUGCCAUUUAUGAAGGGUAUGAACUCUUUGCCAGGGAGAAAAGCUUAUGCCUCUAGGACUGUUUUCUUUUAUACUAAGACUGGUAUUCUAAAGCCGAUAGCCAUUGAGCUUUCACUCCCUCCAACACGUUCUUCAUCCCGAAACAAGCAUGUUUAUACUCAGGGACAUGAUGCAACUACGCAUUGGAUAUGGAAGCUUGCCAAAGCUCAUGUUUGCUCCAACGAUGCCGGCAUUCACCAGCUAGUUAAUCACUGGUUGAGGACUCAUGCCUGCAUGGAACCUUAUAUAAUUGCAACACAUAGACAGCUUAGUUCAAUGCAUCCCAUUUACAAGCUACUUCAUCCUCAUAUGCGCUACACACUGGAAAUCAAUGCACUUGCAAGGCAGGGUUUAAUAAACGGAGGUGGAAUAAUUGAGUUUUGCUUCAGCCCUGGAAAGUAUGCCAUGGAAAUAAGCUCAGCAGCAUAUGACAGUAUGUGGCAGUUUGAUCUGGACGCAUUACCUGCAGAUCUAAUUAGGAGGGGAAUGGCCGUAGCGGAUCCUUCAAUGCCCUGCGGAGUGAAGCUUGUGAUUGAGGACUACCCUUAUGCUGCAGAUGGACUCCUGAUUUGGUCUGCGAUUAAAGAAUGGGUUGAAUCCUAUGUUGAACACUUCUAUUCAGAGCCUAACUCUGUCACAUCAGAUGUCGAGCUGCAAGCUUGGUGGAAUGAGAUCAAGGACAAAGGUCAUCCUGAGAAAAAGAAUGAACCUUGGUGGCCUAAACUGAAUACCAAAGAGGACUUGUCUGGCAUACUCACAAUAAUGAUCUGGGUUGCAUCAGGUCAGCAUGCUGCUCUAAACUUUGGGCAGUACCCUUUUGGAGGCUAUGUGCCUAACCGUCCAACCCUCAUGAGAAAGCUUAUCCCAGAUGAAAAUGACCUUGAUUACGAAAAGCUUAUUCUGAACCCUCAACAUGCUUUCCUAUCCUCAUUGCCAACACAACUUCAAGCGACCAAAGUGAUGGCUGUCCAAGAGACACUAUCAACUCACUCCCCUGACGAAGAGUACUUGGGUAAAGUGAGUCAUCUACACAGGAACUGGAUCAAUGAUCAAGAAGUCUUGAAAUUGUUUGACAGAUUCUCUGAAAGACUAGAGGAAAUAGAGGAGACAAUACGAAAAAGAAACAAGAAUGCACGUCUUAAAAACAGAUCUGGUGCUGGGAUUCCUCCGUAUGAACUGCUACUACCCUCAUCAGAUGCUGGAGUAACAGGUCGGGGAAUUCCUAAUAGCAUUUCCAUCUAAUAGAGAUAUAUAGAAGCUAUAGAUGUAGGCUUUUGAGUUAUCUGGCCCUAGUUGUAAUCUUCUCAAUAAACUCAGUUAUGUGUAGUAGUAGUAGUAUAUCGUAUUUCAUAACCCAUGUAAGUAAGAUGAAUAAGAUGAACAAUUAGAUUAGUUAGUAUGAGAUAAUGAAUGUAAAGAAUCAAGUUCAAGCUUGACUUAUAAGGUAUUUGCCAAGCUCGAACUUGACUCGUGAGUAGCUUGUUUAAGUAAAUUUUCAUGUCCUUAGUUAUAUAACUUGUGUAUGAAUACAAAAUCAAUAACAUA
Messenger RNA from Rubroshorea leprosula, 3522 nucleotides. Lineage: Eukaryota; Viridiplantae; Streptophyta; Magnoliopsida; Malvales; Dipterocarpaceae. The record is from the annotation of a GenBank genome assembly.